Meleagris gallopavo (turkey) is the source of this 5032-nucleotide messenger RNA. Its product is annotated as carbohydrate sulfotransferase 9-like. The record is from RefSeq and is a predicted model, not a curated record. NCBI's taxonomy places the organism in Eukaryota, Metazoa, Chordata, Aves, Galliformes, Phasianidae. Gene Ontology annotation, cellular component: membrane. Gene Ontology annotation, molecular function: sulfotransferase activity. Gene Ontology annotation, biological process: carbohydrate biosynthetic process; proteoglycan biosynthetic process.
GGAAAGAAACUGCCUUGACAGGCAGUGAGAAAAUUGGUGUGGGAGGGAAUGGAAAAGAAAAUUUGUCAUUUUUGUUUGGGAGAUACUAAAUUUGCUAGAAAAGGUAAAGAACAGCAUGGGAUGUGCUUACAGACCUCAGAAGUGAGAAGCAGUGAGGCUGUGUAGGAGGUUUGGAGGAGGAAGGAGAGACAGAUCUGAAGAGCUGGGCUCAGAAGUGUUGUGGGUGGGGAGACUGUAAGAUUGACUGAGGAAAUUAAGGGAGGAGUUUGGCAGUUAGAGCAAGCAAAGAUCUUGCUCAUGCAUGGGGAAAGCUGAACAUCGACAUCAGGAUGAGACCUGGGCAUCUGGGAAGCUGGAAACCAGGAUUCGCAAACUGAUAGGGAAUUAUAUGAGAAGCCUUUUGGAGAUGAGUGACAGGAAUGACAUCCAGCAUGCCUGAAUCUCACCAUUUUGUUGCUGUCAGCAGACAAUUCUGAUGGUCUUGGGUCUCAUCCUUGCCAACCCCAGGUUUGAUCAGAAGAUAAGCUCUGCACUACUGGUUAUUCUAUCAGGAGAUUUUCCCUGCCUUCCAGUGACUGGCCCUACUGAUACUUUUCUUUACCUGUGGCUUCGAAUCUGUCACGAACACACGCAGAUUUCCAGUUUAGGAAUAUCUUCAUCUUCCUUCCUGUGAAAAUACUAUGAAUCCGAAGGCAUUAAUUUUCCUUCUCCCAAAUUUUAUUUUUGGAAUGUUUCUUUUUGGAUUUUUCUGUAGACGACAAAAAAAUGUAAUGGUUGCAGAUUCUUUUCCUGAUCCCACUGAAGAUUGGCUAACAAUUCAAAAUGAUCGCAGAAACACACUGGCUUCCAUCUGCCAGAAGAACAACCUAAUUAAAUUAAAAAGUAAAUUGGAUUCUCAGGUUGCAAGCCAGAUUUUUGUGGAGCACAAACAUAAAUUUACCUACUGUGAGGUGCCCAAAGUAGGCUGCUCUAACUGGAAGAGAACUAUUUUUAUUCUCCAAGAAGGCUUGAAUGUGGAAGCUUCUGAAAUUGAGCAUGACCAUAUUCACCAAACCUCACUGAUCAAAAGGCUGAGUGCUUACCCUCCUGCCAUACGAGAGGAAUUUCUAAACAAUUACACCAAAGUGAUGUUCACCAGACAUCCAAUGGAACGGCUGGUGUCGGCUUAUAGAGACAAGCUUCUACACUUUGAGCCAUACUAUAGUACCACUGUUGCCAAUCAGAUUAAGGCAAUGUUCAGGAAAAACAGAAAUUCCUCUGAAAAAGUGAGUUUCCAGGAGUUUGUCAGUUUCAUUACAGCGAAACCACCAAAUACUCUUGACAUUCACUGGAAACCAAUGUUUCUGCUCUGUGAUCCUUGCAACAUUCAUUAUGAUAUUCUGGGCAAGUACGAAACUCUUGGGUUAGAUUCUGUGCAAGUUCUGAAGGCAAUUGGUGCACCAGAGAGCCUGCAGUACCCCAGCUUGAAGAGAUAUGGCUCAGAGAAACGAACUAAUAGUGAUAUCACCUUGGAGUACCUCAGACAAUUGAGCUCAGAACAAAUUGAGAAGAUACAAAAACUAUAUCAGAUGGAUUUUCUCUUGUUCAACUAUACUUCGAAAUAUGAAAACUAUUUUUCUCUGUAACGUUAAUGCAGCUUAAACAGUGAAAUUUUUCAUUCAUACAAAAUGAGCUGAACUUGUCCUCAAAGGUGCUUGAUCAAUAGGUAUAUUACUGAUGAUGAGAUUUUAGUGGUGUUUAGAGACAUGGUUUUAUUCAUUGUAAGCACUCUUAUAACAGAUCUGUGCUUUGAUCUGCAGUACAGUGUUUAGCUAUAUGAUUUUUUUUUUCUUUCUGAUGAUCAUAUAGAUAUGUUUGCUUCACAAAGGCUGUUUGUAAAAGAUAGAUUUUUAGUUGGUUGGUAGAAGAAGAGAGAAGGGUGACGAAUGUUGUUUUUCACAAUUAGUAUUUUACAGAAAUUUUUUAUUAAAAUGAUAUUUUUUUAAGUAAAGGACAUAAAGCAAUAGAUAAUAUACUUUAGUGUUAAACCAUUCUGUCUAUAAAAUUCUCAAACAUGAAUCCUGUAGGAAAGAAGCAAAUAACUUCAGAUAUUUGAAGCUGUGGUACAGAGAACUUAAUACCUGAUUAUAUUCCUCUCUGGUAGUGCUCUUAUUGCAACAUACCAGCCUCUUCCAUCAAGUAGCAUCUUCAGCUACAGUCCAGCAGGUCUUCCCUUAUGUGUCUUCAGAUUCUUUUUACCACUUCUGUGGAUAUGAUGAUCUGUGCUAAGAGGAAAAUCUAAAAAAUAUCUUCCUUAGAGAAGAAAUUAGGGGUACUUUCUAGACUGUACAAUGGAGGUGGUGCGGGAUCUGAAGUUGUAGUGGAAAUGUGGCUCUGACCUAUUCUUCAAAAGUACUUAGCAACCAACUAAUCAGCCAGUCAACAUAGGGGAGACACUGUUCAGGUUUUUCACAUCUGUAGCUGCUGGAGAUCAUGAGCCUUGGACACUUACCUGAGUAUGGUACUUAGGUGAAGGUAAUAUAUAACAGGCUCUACCUGUUGCUUUCUCACCUCACAGAAAGAUGAAUGCAAAUUAACUGCAGAGUUAUGGUGAGGGAAACAAUGAAGAGUGUGUGAGAAGCCAUUUAAAACAUAAUCCAUCUCUUCCACACUUAGGUGGCUUUGGUUUUAGACCAGGGAGAUCUGUUAAGUACUUUUGUCCUAUUUUUUGGAAACCUAGUCUCACUGAAAAUUACUUGCUAUCAUGUCAAUUGUAACUAUUUUCAGAAAAUUUCCAUUAAUUUCACCUUUAGGCGAUGCUGAUUUCAGGAGCAAACUUAACUGCAUUUGACAGUGGGAUUUAAGAGAUUUUAUUUCCUACCAUCUGUAUCUGCAAAUAAACAAAGACUGACCAGGCUAGUCCUUGAUCCAGUGAUAGCUCACAGCUUAUUACACAGAGAAGGACAAGAUAAUUUAAUUGCACUGGAGCCUACUCACUGUAUAGCCAUUCCUGACAACAGAGUGGCCUAGAGAUAGUAAAAAGGAGAUUGGAAAAAGUGGACGAUCUGAUGAAAUUUGAGUCAUGAGAACUGUGGGGAGAGCUCCUUGAGUAGUCAGUGGGAUUUAGGGCUGGUCUACUCCGAAGAGAAGUUCAAGUGAUAUAUUGGUCAUCAGCUGGAGACAGUGAGACCAUGGAAAGAGGUAGAGGCAGAAGAAGAAGGUAUGUGCAGCCCUUCUCAAUAGCUGAUUGUACACAAAGCCAGGAUUGUCGUUCAGUAUGUCUGGCAGUUCUUGAAUGGAUAACUAUUUCAUAAAUUGGAUAGCUUUGGCAAAGAAAGGAUCCAAAGCAAGAAGUCUAAGCAAACUCAGCAAAACAACUUUAAAAAAUUAAAAUCUUGUAUUUCUCUUCCCAAUGAUUCAUGGCUCUGAAUCACCAUGUUUAGUAUCCCUACAGUCCUAUUAUCCGCCAACAUUCAUGCCUCUCUGAACAGCCUGUAGUUUGUAAGGUUUUUAAAUUAUUUUAUUUGUUCUGAGGCAGAGGAAGCUGAAAAAGAUUCCCAAUGAAGUUCAGUCUGCACAAAAGGAUGUGGCCUUUAUCUUUCCUGAAUCAGAUUUAGUGCCAUCUCCAGCUAUAUACUACUCUUAUCUUUUGUCAAAUCGUGAAGAGAAAAAAGAGGGAAAAUAAGAUUUGCUUGGUAACUUUCUUCUGCAUGAUAAUUCCUUCCAGAGCUGUAAGCUUCAGCACAGGUACUUCAAUUUUUUGCCACCACCAGCCAGUCUAGGAAAUGUCUGAAGAAAUGAUACUGAUGAAGGUAUCUGCUUGUCAGUACUUUAGUGUUAACAUUCCUCACCAACAGUUUCUUGCUGUUAUGCAUGGGUGGCUUUCUAUUCUUACUUCUUCUUUCUCAUAGGAUCACAUAUAUAUUCUUCCUACAGUGGUGACAGAAAAUGGAUGGGUAAUUCAUUUGUCACCAAAUGCUAGUCAGUAACUGGGGGCUACUGAUGCAGAAAAACCUCUGUAGCUAUUCAUGACAGACUUUCAGACUUCUAGCAUUUACCUAUAUGCAAACUGUAUGCAGUAAAUUUCCAGGAACGACUUGCUGCUGUAAUUAUGUCCAGCUGAUGUAGAUCUCAACAACAAUCAUGGAGGAUGUAAGUGUGCACAUACAACUUCAGAUGUUCUAGAAGGAAGUAAUGUACAAGAACAGUUGCAUAUCAACACUAACAAAAGGAGGAUGAUAGUUGAACUGCUGGAAAAAAAAAAAAAGGCCAUUACCUUGUAAAAGCUGUUAUAACAUUCUCCUGCAGGUCUCUGUCCAUGCUCAAUCCAGCUCACUACAAUUCUAUCUCUCAGCUUGCAGAUAAUCCACACAUCAUCUCCCUUCCAAGAGCUGCUGUUCAGUGAGGCAGGAGCACACGAGAUCUGCAAUAUUUCAGAGUUAUUGAAAACGAUGGUGACUUGUUUUAUGCUGUCAGUGGAGACCAUGCCACUUGGUUCAUUCCCCUGGUGACUCGUAGGGCUCAUUUCACUAAAUAGCCUUUUAAGUUCUCCAAUUAAAGGACUUACCAUUAUUUCAUUCUUUGUACUGCAAUAUAAUAAAACUUAGGGCUCUCGACCUAAUCCUAAUUAGCCUGAAAGAACUUCAAGACACCUAUACGCUUAAUGAUGAAAAGGAGAAGACAAUUACCUCUUGAUGACCUGGUAGAGAAAUUUCUUGCACUCUCCUCCCUACAGCUGUACUAUCCAGAAUAGAGGCUCCUGGCUGAACUGGCUCCCACCUAUGUUUGCAGGAGAAGAAUGUCUGGGGAACUUAAUUCAUUUCAGCUCUAACUCUGGGUGUGGGUUUCCUGGGGGAAAGUUCGGUACUUGCAGGUGGGACAGGGAUGGAGGCAGCAUGGAGGGGAGAGGGGCUCAGGUCUCAGAGUAGAUUAGAAGGGGUAGAGGAUUGCUAUAAUUGAUCUUCUGAUUUAUCAUUAUAUUUGUCCAUGAUAUAACUGUUGCUAUGCUUUAUACCUAAUUACUGUAAUAAAUGGUAGUGAGUUAAUACAUUAA